AUGGGGUCGAUCCCCGAUCCAGGCGAGUUAACCGAGUUAACUCAGCCGAGUUUUGACGAGUUCCAGCGUCAAACUUCACUGAUGACUAGCUGCACUCUCCUCUGGAAAGAACUCUCCGAUCACUUCACUUCACUAGAACAAGACCUCCAGAAGAAAUCAGAAGCUCUGAAACACAAACUCCUAACCCUAGAUAACCAAACAAAAACUUCUCUCGCUUCGCUAAAGAAGCGCGAGGUCACAAUCGACGGAAGCGUGGAGAUCGCACUCGAGCGCGUCGAAGAGCACAAGGAAAUAGCUAUCAAAUCAUUGUCAGAUCCUGAUUAUGAAAAUCCGGAUGGAGAUGUGGAUGAUGGAGAUGGGGUUUUCAUGGUUUUGAAGUCUCUCUGUUUGACAAUGGCGUCGCGUGAGUUUUGGAAUUUUGUGAUUACAAAAAAGAAGGAAAUUGAAAUUAUGAGGAAGCAAAUUCCUUUGGCUCUCGCAGAGUGUGUGGAUCCGGCAAAGUUUGUUAUAGAAGCGAUAUCCGAGGUAUUUCCUGUGGAUAAAAGAGGGGAAAGGAGUGGUGAAAAGGGAAAUGAUCUAGGAUGGGCUUGUGUGUUAAUCUUGGAGAGUCUGAUUCCGGUUGUUGUGGACCCAGUAAUCGGGAAAUCAAGGCUGUUAGUUACGCCUAGAAUUAAGGAGAGAGCGAAGAAGAUAGCGGAGACUUGGAAGAAGAGUUUGGAGGAAAGAGGUGGGAUUGAGAACGUGAAGACUCCUGAUGUGCACACUUUCUUGCAGCAUUUGGUAACUUUUGGGAUUGUUAAGAAGGAGGAUGUGGAUUUGUAUAGGAAGCUUGUUGUCGGGUCUGCUUGGAGGAAACAGAUGCCUAAGCUUGCUGUCUCUCUUGGUUUGGGUGAUAAAAUGCCUGCUAUGAUCGAAGAAUUAAUUAAUAGGGGACAGCAGCUUGAUGCAGUGCAUUUCACCUAUGAAGUAGGCCUUGUGGAUAACUUCUUUUUGGAGGAUCCUGAAAAUACUGGUCGAGCUGCGCAUCUUGCUGCACGAAAAGAGCAGUCGGCACUUCGGGCUGUCAUCAAGUGCAUUGAAGAUUACAAACUAGAGGCACAGUUCUCUCCUGAAAACCUUAAGAAACGCCUUGAACAACUAGAGAAGGUCAAGACAGAGAAGAAAAGGCCAGCUGCAGUUCCAGCUAACAAACGAACACGUGCCAGCAAUGGUGGCCCAAUGCCUCCAGCCAAGGCCGGUCGCUUGACUAAUGCAUACGUGUCAUCCUUCCCUGCACCUCCUCCAACUUUUGCCAGGUCUCCCUCACACGCACAAUACCCUACUGGGGUGCCAGCAUAUCCUUCUCCACCAGCUGUUUAUGGUAGCAGGAGUCCACCAUCUCCAUAUGCUUACUCACCUGAGGCUGCCCCCCUCCAAUUGCUGGGUCAUACCCUGUAG
This is a messenger RNA of Dovyalis caffra, 1437 nucleotides long. The record is from the annotation of a GenBank genome assembly. NCBI's taxonomy places the organism in Eukaryota, Viridiplantae, Streptophyta, Magnoliopsida, Malpighiales, Salicaceae.